UUCCUCCGUCCACCACCGUGCGCGCCUCCCCCUGAUCCCCUUUCUCGAUCGCCACCACCUCGCCCAAAUCCCACGCGAAAAAGGCCACGAUUCGUGAUUUUUUAGAUUUAGAUCGACCGAUCGAUCGCUCCCUGACGACGGUCGGGCCGGCCGGUCGAUCGAUCGAUCUCCCCAUGGCCGGGAUGAGCUAUAGCUAGCUAGGCUGUGGAUCGAUUGGUCUGGACUGAUCCAAAUCAAUGGAGAAGGGGAAGCGGCGGGCGGUGGCGGCGGCGAGGACGAAGAGGGAGUUCCCCAUCCGGGCGGAGGACUACGAGCUGCUCGAGGCGAUCGGGGACGGCGCCACGGCCGUCGUGCACCGGGCCCGCUGCCUGCCGCUCGCCGGCGAGGUCGUCGCCAUCAAGAUGAUGAACAUGGCGCAGCGCUCCGAGGCCGACGUGAUCCAUGCCUCAGAGGAAGUUAAAACCAUGAGCACAAUUGACCAUGAUAAUCUUCUUGGUGCAUAUUGUUCCUUCACAGAAGGUGAAACCUUAUGGAUUGUUAUGCCUUAUAUGGCUGGUGGUUCAUGCUUUCACUUGAUGAAAUCUUCAUAUCCAAAAGGGUUUGACGAAAAGUUUAUAGCAUUUGUUCUACGUGAAACAUUAGAAGGAUUAGCAUACCUCCAUCGCUAUGCACUUGUACAUCGUGAUGUAAAGGCUGGCAAUAUACUCCUUGAUGAACAUAAAGGAGUGAAACUUGCUGAUUUUGGGGCCUCGGCUAGUCUUUAUGAUCCAAUGAUUAAUAGACAUGGUAAAAGAAAGACUCUCGUGGGGACUCCUUGCUGGAUGGCACCUGAAGUCAUGGAGCAAAAGGAAUAUGAUAUCAAGGCAGACAUAUGGUCUUUUGGGAUAACUGCACUUGAAUUAGCUCAUGGUCAUGCACCUUUUUCUACUCAACCUCCAGCAAAGGUGUUUCUCCUGACGUUGCAACAUGCUCCUCCAUCACUUCACAACACGAAGGAUAAGAAGUUUUCAAAGUCCUUUAAACAAAUGAUUGCCACUUGUUUAAUAAAAGAUCCAUCAAAAAGGCCAACCGCACAAAAUUUGUUACAACUCCCAUUUUUCAAAAAGGUUAAGUUUGAAGAAAAUAUUUUGAAAUGCAUGCUAAAUAAGUUGCCAUCAUUGGGCGCUCGAAUGAUAAGCAUAAAGGAAAAUGAAGCAAAGCUGCAGGCUGAGAAAAAACCUCUUGAUAAGAUCAAAGAGAAGGCAUCACAGGAUGAGUAUAUGAGAGGAGUUAGUGAGUGGAACUUUGAUAUAGAAGCAUUAAAGGCACAAGCUGCAUUGUACCCGGACGAGAAUGCUAGCUGUGAAGAUGACUAUUUGCGUUUUCUUUUUGAACUUGACACUAUUUGUGAAAGUGCCCCUAUACAAGAUGUUCAAGCACAAAAUUUGUCUAAGGAUGAAAUUGAAAAGUUACAUUUUCAGAACGAAAGCAAUGGAAGUACAAGAAAUCAAAACUCAGUAGACACGACACCUGUACUUCAAAGUGUGAAACAACUUGAGAAUAGAGGAAACCCUAAUGGUUUCGUGCGCCACGAGUCAUUUCAACUUCGAUCCAAAUCCCCAGCUAAGCAAAUCACAAGAGCAGUCUCCAAUUGCGCGGAUUUUGAUGAAUAUCUCAAAUCAGCCAUUCAAAAAGGUCGUUUUAAAGUAACAGUGGAAGGUGCUGAGGUUGAGAAGAUGGAGGCGGCUACACCAAGAGAAAAGGAAUUACUAGAACAAAUUGCUAGUUUGGAGCGAAUGCUCCAUGAUAGCCAAGAUGAGGUUCAACGGCUUAGAGAAAAGGAGAUAAAGGGAGCAAUGGCAUGCCAACAACUAGAAUAGCAAAGUGCAAGAGCAAGCCAAGUUUGGAAAAAAAACUAGUCCAGAUGUUUCUAUCUUGUUAGGAGGUUCUUGACAUAACAUUGAGCAAUGCCAAAGAUUUUAGUUGUGAUGAGUGUGUAGUUUUCAUAAAACAUUGGCAUAUUACUCAAUUAUAAAUGUAGUUUACCUACUAUUUGUUGUGUCCAAAUUAAUUAGUAGUGUAUCCUCGUAGUGCAAUUUGGUGUUUAUGAUCAUUGAUCAACCACAUGGCUAAAAUGGAAAAUAUGUUGAAGGC
Oryza brachyantha (malo sina) is the source of this 2133-nucleotide messenger RNA. Its product is annotated as serine/threonine-protein kinase BLUS1-like. Gene Ontology annotation, biological process: protein phosphorylation. The transcript has 16 exons. Lineage: Eukaryota; Viridiplantae; Streptophyta; Magnoliopsida; Poales; Poaceae. Bases 237 to 1859 code for a protein of 540 amino acids. Gene Ontology annotation, molecular function: protein kinase activity; protein serine/threonine kinase activator activity; ATP binding. The record is from RefSeq and is a predicted model, not a curated record.